AUGGAGCCAGUCCCCGAGACCGAGCGCAUGGAGGAGUUUCGGCAGUCCCCACUGCCUACUCUACGCCUUCAAACCCCCAUGACCGCGAUCCAUGGCGGCGAUGGCGAUGGUCUCACGAGGCUCCAGGCCCUUCGCCGGCUGACUGACCCUGCGCCCUCAUCCCCCAAAUCGCCCUCGUGGUACUCAUCCUCCAACAGCGUCCCCUACCGUCCAAGGACAACCUCGCCUCUUUCGGGCCCCUUCUCGCUCGCCAAACUCGCCCAGCCGGAUCCGUAUCCCUCGCAAGAUAGCCGACGAAUCAUUUCCCCCGUCUCACCCGUCCGCAUGACCGUUCUCGAGCCGUCCGAGCGAAAGGUUCCGGAAAGAACCAGCUCUCCCGGUGGCCUAACCGCCACUCCCCUGCUCAGAUCACCGUGUCUCGCCACCGCAGACCUGCCUCACCAUUCCGGCACUUUACCACCAGCUCCAUACCAACAUCACGAUUCCCGAUUCCCCGACGCUGAGGAGGCUGCCGUAGAAGCUGAGCGGCUGGCACGGCUCAAGGCCGACGCAGAAGCUGCUGAGAGCUCCGACUCGUCUACUGAAUCCAAAUCCCGGUCUAGCCUUGAUGUUCCCACUCGCGGGCGUACUCUGAGUUUCGGCUCCAGAGAUAAGCGGAAGCGGUGGAGCGUUUGCGGAGCUGAACGGCGAGGUGAUCUUGACCUUGAAACCAUCUGGGAGGACUAG
Molecule: messenger RNA, 726 nt
Organism: Parascedosporium putredinis
Lineage: Eukaryota; Fungi; Ascomycota; Sordariomycetes; Microascales; Microascaceae
Source: the annotation of a GenBank genome assembly